This is a messenger RNA of Cantharellus anzutake, 471 nucleotides long. RefSeq lists its product as uncharacterized. The record is from RefSeq and is a predicted model, not a curated record. The transcript is spliced from 7 exons. Bases 1 to 471 code for a protein of 156 amino acids. Lineage: Eukaryota; Fungi; Basidiomycota; Agaricomycetes; Cantharellales; Hydnaceae.
AUGUCUGAACGAGAUUUGGUCAAUUGGAGUAAUUACAUGAUAUUUUCUCUGAGGCGGGCUGAAAGCGGUACACUAUUAGAUGAAGGAGGGUUCACCAUUGUCAAAUCCAACGCGUUGGAACAUAUCGACGGAUACGAGGUCUCAGAUGGGGCGAAGACUCUAACUUCGAGUGCAUCUUCCGUCCCGAAUGGAAAAGCAGUUGUCGUUCGAGGUACCACGUACGACAGCAGUGCUGGUCAUUGGGUCGUACCUUGUGAUUUAUUUCGGAUUCUGGAUUGGAGCUUGGGUGAAAGUGGACAGUAUGAUGCUGUUGCUGGCGAUGUCUUCCUCCAAAAUAUCUAUACGGUCUCAUGCAUUGGUAGCUUCGAUUUUGGUGAUUACACAGAUUCGUCGAAGCUCACAAUGGGGGGUCCAUACGUGAAGCUUUUGCCAACCACCAACAUCUCCCGAGUUUCAAAAUCAGCAAGGUAG